Ochlerotatus camptorhynchus is the source of this 7074-nucleotide messenger RNA. It is a transcript of the gene Ptp10D, whose product is annotated as Protein tyrosine phosphatase 10D. Gene Ontology annotation, molecular function: protein binding; protein tyrosine phosphatase activity. The coding region runs from base 995 to 6115 and encodes 1706 amino acids. Lineage: Eukaryota; Metazoa; Arthropoda; Insecta; Diptera; Culicidae. Gene Ontology annotation, biological process: protein dephosphorylation. The record is from RefSeq and is a predicted model, not a curated record. The transcript has 14 exons.
GUAGCACGAGAGCCGAGCUGAGCAGGUCCGCGUAUCGUCCGUUCGCCGUCGCGUAGAAAUCUGUUUGUCCGUGUGGGCGCAGAGUGAAAUCUCGCACACAUAUAUUUUUUUUAUUCGUUUCUCAUUCGUUGCAAGUUGAAAAAUUGUGUAUCCAAUUCAUCACCGUGUCAUCAACAUCAUCACCCUGCUGGCGUGUGUGAACUAAUAAGCUUUUAAGGCCUAGGAUUCGUCCUUAGUGCGUGCAAUUCUAGCGAAUCUCCCAACUUUAUCAUCGCUUUAAGCGCCAUUCAAACACCGUCGGAUCAUAAAGUUUUGAAAAAUGCCAAUGGAUAUAUGUACGUGACCCCAUACGUUCAGCACAGAGCACUAUCGUCGGAUAGGAGUAACUGAGGAAAUUAUGGCCCGAGGCAAUUAUCGUGCGUGGCGACACAGCGAAUAGGUGACGGGAUGUGUGUAUGAAAUGAAGCAGAUAUAAAAAUGAAUGAAAUAAUAUCAAAUUUCAAGCUGCCUGUGUUUUAUCGUAGUCAUGUAUACAAGUGACGGCAGGGUACAGAAGAGAGUGAGCGAAAAAAUAGUGAAACAAUGAGCACCAAGAUUGCUAGCAAGAUGAAGAAAAGUGAAAAUGCAUUAAAUGGAAUUCACAAGUUUAAUCGUGUCUACGGGCAAAAUCUGUACAGCUAGCUAAAGUUUCUGGCGUAAAUAGUGAAUCCCCUUCUCCUCUCUCUGUGUUUUGCGAGUUCAAAUCUUCCCCCACCACACUGUCUCGCGCGUAUUCACACCGAUCGUAUCGCUGCAGCCUGCAAGGUGUAAUAUCAUCAAAAAUUCGUUUCCAUCAUUCUGAGAAGUCUAUAUUUUGUAAUAACGAAAAGCAGUCACAGAAAGCCAAAGGGAAGGAAAGUGGAAGUAUAGAAAAAACAAAAAGGAGAAACACAAUUCCAUCACACAAACACACAUCUAUAAAUCUGUACAUCUAUAUAUAUAGCAACGUAUAAACAUGUAUUCAACUGCUGCCAUAUUUGGAUAUAAAACAUCGUGCAUCUCGCUCACACUAGUAUUGAUUUCCAGUUUGAUACAGAUCUGCCGAGGUGCCGACCUUGUGAUAGAAAUUCCCGGCAAUCUCGGCCUGGAUGGCUCGUACUAUCGUCUCGACUACUUUCCCCCGGUUGGUAAUCCAGCACCGAACGCGACGAUUGCGUCGCGGGACGUCGGCGAUGAGAUUCAGUUCUCCAACGGACUACCCGGAACGAGGUACAACUUUUGGCUGUACUACACCAACUCGACCCACCAUGAUUGGCUCACGUGGACGGUGGCGAUAACGACAGCGCCCGAUCCGCCGGCCAACCUCUCGGUUGCUAUACGGUCCGGCAAAAAUGCCAUCAUUAGCUGGAGUCCACCGUCACAGGGCAACUACUCCACCUACAAGCUGAAAGUCCUCGGCUUAUCGGACAACUUUUCUACGAAUCAGACCAUCACCGUUGAGGACAAUCAAUUUCAACAUGUGCUCAGAGAUCUUACGCCGGGUGCGACCUAUCAGGUGCAAGCGUACACUAUUUUUGACGGCAAGGAGUCGGUGGCAUACACUAGCCGCAACUUCACGACAAAACGCUAUCGGCAUAAAGAUCUGUUGGACAUAAAGAUUCUGCGAGAACCCAACACGCCGGGAAAAUUCAUCGUGUGGUUCCGCAAUGAAACCACUCUGCUGGUACUGUGGCAGCCGCCGUACCCCGCAGGAAUCUACACACACUACAAGGUAUCCAUCGAGCCACCGGAUGCGCUGGGCAGUGUGUUGUACGUUCAAAAAGAAGGUGAACCCCCCGGACCGGCCCAGGCGGCCUUCAAAGGACUUGUACCUGGUAGGGCCUAUAAUAUUUCGGUACAGACAAUGUCCGAAGAUGAGAUUUCUCUGCCGACAACGGCCCAAUACAGAACGGUUCCUCUAAGGCCACUCAAUGUUACUUUCGACAAAAAAACAAUCACGGAAAAUGCAUUCAAAGUGAUGUGGGAAGCCCCAAAGGGUAUUAGCGAAUUCGACAAGUAUCAAGUGUCCGUGGCAGCCGCACGGCGCCAGGUGCAAGUGAUGCGAAAUGACAAUGAAAAUAUGGCUUGGCUAGAGUUCAAAGACAGCCUCGAACCUGGUAAAACGUAUCAGGUGGUUGUGAAAACCUUAUCCGGCAAAGUGACAUCUUGGCCCGCAACGGGUGAAGUCACACUCAAACCACUGCCGGUGAAAAAUCUCUACUCCUACACGGAUAGCAAAACGGGAAUAAUAACAAUUUCAUGGAGUCCAGAUGAGGCCAGCACACAGGAUGAAUACAAAAUCAGUUAUCAUGAGUUGGGAUCCAUCAACGGAGACUCCAGCACGAUGAACACAGACAAGACGACCUUCGCGUUGGAAUCGUUACUGCCAGGCCGAAACUAUUCCGUCACCGUGCAGUCCAUUUCCAAAAAGAUGGACUCCAAUGAAACGACAAUCUAUGUAGUGACCCGACCUUCGUCUCCAAUCAUCGAGGAUUUGAAAUCGAUCCGCGAAGGUUUGAAUAUCAGUUGGAAGAGCGAUGUGAACUCACGCCAGGAAAAGUACGAGGUCACCUAUACUCGCAACGAUACCAACGACGGCAAAACAGUACUUACCACCGAAUCUAGGCUAGUGUUUACCAACCUCUACCCGGGAGCUGGCUACGAAGUGAAAGUGUUCGCCGUGAGCCACGGGCUCAGAAGCGAACCGCAUUCCUACUUCCAGGCAGUUUAUCCCAACCCACCGCGCAACAUGACAAUCGAAAAAGUCACCAGCAACUCUGUCCUCGUACACUGGAAACCUCCAGAACGAUCCGAGUUCACAGAAUACUCCAUCAGAUAUCGCACCGAGAGCGAAAAGCAAUGGAUCAAACUCCCAUCGGUGAAAGCCACCGAAGCGGACGUAACGGAUAUGACUCCUGGCGAAAAGUACACCAUCCAGGUGAAUACAGUAAGCUACGGAGUGGAAAGCCCAAAUCCUCAACAGGUAAAUCAAACCGUACGACCGAAUCCAGUGUCCAACAUUGCACCGCUAGUUGAUUCCAAUAAUAUCACACUCGAAUGGCCCCGACCGGAAGGUCGCGUGGAAACGUACAUCAUUCACUGGUGGCCAGCCGAGUUUCCGGAUCAAGUCUCCGACAAAAAUGUAUCCGAAGUUAAUACAAUUUACCCUUACCCAGGAAGUUUGGGUGAUGAUGACAAACUGACUGAAGAAACACCGACUGUUCGUAUCCUCAUAGGAGAUUUGAUGUCCGGUGUUAUGUAUAGUUUUAAAAUUCAAACUGUAUCGUACGAUUUAACGAGCGAUGUUACCAAGUUACAAACACGCACAAUGCCGCUAAUUCAAUCCGAAGUAUUGAUCGUUAAUAACGUACAAAUGCGGGACACCGUUACGCUAAGCUACACGCCAACACCACAGCAGUCAUCCAAGUUUGACCUGUACCGAUUCUCGCUGGGAGAUAUUAGUAUUCCAGAUAAGGAGAAACUGGCCAACGAUACCGACCGCAAAGUCACUUUCACUGGUCUCAUACCAGGUCGACUGUACAAUAUCACCGUUUGGACUGUGAGUGGUGGCGUGGCAAGUCAGCCGAUCCAACGGCAAGAUCGUAUGUAUCCAGAUCCAAUCACAGAACUGAACGCCAGUAACCUAACCGAUACGGAUAUCAUGCUGAACUGGGACAUUCCGAAGGGCGAAUACAAUGCGUUUGAAAUUCAGUACCUCAAAAACGAUUCGCACUACGUGCAGAAUCUCACCGUGAACAAUCACAUCACAAUCACCGAUCUAAAACCACAUCGAAAUUAUACAUUUACCGUAGUGGUUCGUUCUGGCACCGAAUCAAGCGUACUGCGUAGUAGUCUUCCAGUAUCGGCUAACUUCCAAACCAAGGAAUCGGUUCCGGGACGCGUAGACAAAUUCGCACCCAUCGAUAUACAACCUAGCGAAAUUACGUUCGAGUGGUCUCUUCCAUCGAACGAGCAGAAUGGAGUCAUUAGACAGUUUACCAUUACUUACGGACUCGAUGGAUCGCAACAUACCCAAGCUAAAGACUUCAAGCCUACGGAACUUCGCGGUACGAUCAAAACGUUACUGCCUGGCAAAACAUAUAUUUUCCGCAUCCAAGCAAGAACUGCUAUCGGAUAUGGGCCAGAGCAGAUGUGGAAACAGAAGAUGCCGAUUUUGGCUCCGCCGAAACCAGAAACGCAGGUCGUUCCAACCGAGGUCGGCAGCAGUGCUACGACCAUCGAGAUCCGCUUCCGUAAGCACUACUUUAGCGACCAGAACGGUGUCGUUACCACCUACACUAUCAUCAUCGCCGAGGAUGACAGUAAGAAUGCUUCCGGCUUGGAGAUGCCCAGCUGGUACGAUGUGCAAUCGUACAGCGUUUGGCCACCAUAUCAGGUCAUCGAACCGUACUACCCAUUUAAGAACAGUUCGGUGGAGGACUUUACCAUCGGAACGGAAAAUUGUGAUACCCGCAAAUCGGGAUACUGCAAUGGGCCAUUGAAGUCGGGCACAACCUACAAAGUGAAGGUUAGGGCCUUCACGGCGCCGGACAAGUUUACCGAUACGGCUUACAGCUACUCCAUUAGAACAGCAGGAUUGCUAUCAGUUGACGCACAAGACAAUACAUCACUGAUCGUUUCGAUAACGGUUCCAUUGUUCAUCAUAUUCCUGCUCGUCGGGACCAUCCUGUUUCUACGCCGGCGACGCCAUUCGGGUCGCAAGAAAACCACCGAGCAACGUGCAAACGACAAUAUGUCUCUACCAGAUAGCACCAUUGAAACAAGCCGUCCAGUACUUGUGAAGAAUUUCGCCGAACAUUAUCGCAUGAUGUCGGCUGAUUCUGAUUUUAGAUUUAGCGAAGAAUUUGAAGAACUGAAACAUGUGGGCCGGGACCAACCAUGUACAUUCGCGGACCUCCCAUGCAAUAGACCUAAGAAUCGAUUCACCAACAUUUUACCAUACGACCACUCUAGAUUUAAACUGCAACCGGUCGACGAUGAAGAGGGAUCAGAUUACAUCAAUGCUAAUUACGUUCCGGGUCAUAAUUCACCGCGAGAGUUCAUCGUAACGCAAGGACCGCUACACUCAACGCGGGACGACUUCUGGCGGAUGUGCUGGGAGAGUAAUUCACGUGCGAUCGUCAUGCUGACACGCACGUUCGAGAAAGGCCGUGAAAAGUGUGAUCACUACUGGCCACAUGAUACCGUACCAGUGUACUAUGGUGACAUCAAAGUUACGCUGCUCAACGACAGUCACUACCCGGACUGGGUCAUCACGGAGUUUAUGAUGACGCGGGGUGACCAGCAACGUAUCAUCCGCCAUUUCCACUUUACAACGUGGCCCGAUUUCGGUGUGCCAAAUCCUCCUCAAACGCUUGCCCGCUUUGUGCGCGCUUUCCGCGAACGAGUUGGACCCGAUCAACGUCCGAUCGCAGUGCACUGCAGUGCUGGGGUCGGUCGUUCCGGUACGUUCAUUACACUCGACAGAAUACUACAACAAAUUCAGGUAUCGGACUAUGUCGAUAUCUUCGGUAUUGUCUGGGCAAUGCGAAAAGAACGUGUCUGGAUGGUCCAAACGGAACAACAAUAUAUCUGUAUCCAUCAAUGUUUGCUGGUGGUAUUAGAGGGUAAGGAAGGUACCGAGCGUGAAAUUCACGACAACCAAGGUUACGAAGAACCGGGUGAACAAGACGCUUCAGAAGAAAGGCAACUAAUUGAGCCUGAGGGAGGGGACAUCAACGAAGGCGAACCAAGUGACGUCAAAGUCAGUGACCCAGAGGACAACGAACUGGUUGAAGACGCACAGGGAGAAGAAGAGCAGAGCAAUAAUCUUAAUAACAGUAUGACUGACGAUGCCAAAGCUAACGCAAAUCAUUGCCAAGAAACAGAAGUGAUAUCCGUUGAAGUACAAGCAACCAAUAGACGUAAUAGUAAUGAACAUCUACAGGCAGCUGAAGACAUAGCCGAUAAGAGUAACAGCAAUGACACUAGUCAGGACGGCAGUGGCCAGCUGAUCGAGUCUGUCGAAAGCAAACCGGAAGGUAUUAACAAUGACCAGCAGUCAGUUGGUAGCAAACUUUGGAAGGAAGAAAGAUGACAGUUGGAGAACGAUAGCGACAACAGAAGCAGCGGUAGAAGUAGCAUCGUUAUCGCUAUCAACGACGACAGUCACGGAAACAGUGCUCACAUAAUCAUUCGCGUCGAAGGCGAUGACAUGGAUGACAGGAAAGACGACGAAACAGAGAUCGACGUUGGAAUCGACUCUGAUGAAGAAGACGAGGAUGAUUCCAAUGAUCAGCGGGAACUAUUACUGCAAAAAAAGAAUGAGAAAAAUAAUCUCAACACAGACGGAGGCGGUGAACGGAUUCGCUAUAAGCAUCACUUCGUAGAGGAUGAGGAAGAUGAGCAGGAUGAUGACAUCAUCGUUAUCGUAGACGAGGAUAAUAAUCUCUGUGGUGGUGGUGUUAGUGACGAGCUCUAUUUAAAGCUUAGAGAAAUGGAUGACGAAGGAAUCGCUGAGUCAGGAAUGUAGACAACAUGGGAACAAAAUCCAUCAUCACCACGCGAUUUGAGACAUGAUCUUUAUUCUCAAACCGCGCAGUCUUAACACAUAAAAACAACUCUCGUCAUUAGGAAAAUCGGUCUUAGACAAAAAAAUAAACAAAAUCCAAUUUCAACAACACAGCUCCAUAAUAAUCACGAAAAAUUGUAAAUAUCGGAAAACUUUCGGCAUCUUCUUAGAAAGAAAAAAAAACAAUGUUAUAUCAGUGUACUGCUGCGUAUUCCACCUUUUAAAUGUCAGUAAACAAUAUUGAACGUGCAUGUGCUAUAAUGUGAUCGAGAAUUAUUUUCUUGACCCCAUUGGACGGAGAAUCAAACCAGAAAGUAAAACGAAACGCAGAAAUUUUUACCGUAUUUAUGCAUGUGCAAUGGACGCUGAAUCCAAUUUUUUAAAUUCUUUUUUGUUGUACAUAAUGUAAGUUGUAUCAUUGCAAUUUUAGUUACACGAUAUUUUAAAAACUUACAAUAAAAAGAGAAAAGUAUCAUAUCAAUCGA